CACAUAUCCUGUAUUUUUUGCGAGCCUGGCCCUCUUCUGUCCGGUCCAGAUCGAUGUCUUAUUUGGCUCUAUUUAGGUAUAUUAACGAAUUCGGAUCUCAUCGAACAAUCAACACCGUCCCCGCGUCGUUUGCACCAACGGCUGCCACCGUUGGCCAAGGCGCUGUCUCGCGUGGCUCCCAAGGACUGCCGUUUCCUCUUCUCCAUCUUAGCCUACGCCAAGUUGCCCGCGCAACCUCGCAGUAUUGACAAAU
This is a messenger RNA of Suhomyces tanzawaensis NRRL Y-17324, 253 nucleotides long. RefSeq lists its product as uncharacterized. The transcript has a single exon. Bases 54 to 248 code for a protein of 64 amino acids. Lineage: Eukaryota; Fungi; Ascomycota; Pichiomycetes; Serinales; Debaryomycetaceae. The record is from RefSeq and is a predicted model, not a curated record.